GAUACAUGUGGUUGAGCAUGUAAAUAAAAAGAGAUUUAUAAAAAUGAAUGAUCAAGAAUCAGAUUCUGGAUUCCUCAGUGUUUUUGAUGUAGACAAGUUCUAUUAUUCCUAUGGAGAAAGUGGUCAGCAUGAAGCUGGAAUUGGUCCACAACAGCAUGCUGAUGAUGACACAGUUUAUUAUAACAACACCAAUCCAGUUGAGGAAAUUUCUCAUGCGUUUCAAAACCAGCUCUCAAUUACAGGAGAAUCUAGAGCUUACUAUAUCGAAGGAUGUUAUCAUGGCCAACAAUUCCCCAGUGAUGAUGGUGUCUAGUUAUGAAGAGUCUAUUUGCUUUGGACCAUCUUCCUCUAGCCACCCUGCUGAAGACAGACGUUCAAGUGGUGAAGAACCCAAUCAGGCAUCGGGAAUAAAAUAUGAAUCAUAGUUUGAUGAUGAUAACGCC
This is a messenger RNA of Cuscuta epithymum, 443 nucleotides long. The record is from the annotation of a GenBank genome assembly. Lineage: Eukaryota; Viridiplantae; Streptophyta; Magnoliopsida; Solanales; Convolvulaceae.